This is a messenger RNA of Rhipicephalus sanguineus (brown dog tick), 873 nucleotides long. RefSeq lists its product as uncharacterized. The record is from RefSeq and is a predicted model, not a curated record. Lineage: Eukaryota; Metazoa; Arthropoda; Arachnida; Ixodida; Ixodidae. Gene Ontology annotation, molecular function: nucleic acid binding; zinc ion binding. The coding region runs from base 1 to 873 and encodes 290 amino acids. The transcript has a single exon.
AUGUGCGACUACCGAGGAGUCCAGAAAGUGUGUUCUAAAUGCCGGAACGCUGGUCACAUUGCCAAAGAUUGUUCCACACCCCGUUGUGCACGAUGCAAUGUCUUUGGGCACGCUACAGAGGGAUGCACAGAACCGUGUCGCAAGUGCUCCGGCAGUCAUGCGACAGCGGACUACAUUCGUCCGAAAUCCUUCGCAGCGGCUGCAGCAGCGGCAGCCGACGAACAAGAGGGCAACGACCUCACGCCCCCAGCGCCCGCACCGCAAGAAGAAUUUCCGGCGCUCGAGACUGAGAGCGAUACCGACACACCGGGCACUGAAUCCCAUGCCGAAUCACAAGACGCAGGACACCUGCCUCCUCCGUCUGAGAAAGUGUCGUCAACCCCUGGCGCCCCAGCCGAGACCAGCGACUCCUCGCCGGACGCCUAUGAGGACCACAGUGCGUCCAAAGCCGAAGCGCCAGUGUCCGUACCCAGCAGAGACCACGAGAGCUGCAGCUCCGACACAGGUAAUACUACCAGCAGCUCCGAGGCGCCGAGAACUUCGAUGGGACGCGGCACUCGAGCAACGGGACGUGCAGAAGCCCCGAUCACCUGCCCAGACAAGACCACGACCAUUAUUAUGCCUCCGACGGCGACGAGCACCCGAGCCAGCAAAUACUCUGCUCAGACCCGCAAGCUGAGCCUGUCCAACCCACUUCACAAGAUCACAGGUUCGGCCGCCGUGAUGAGUGACGGUGCCAGUGCCAUGGAAAUAGAGCGCCAAGCUACCAAACGUGCCCACCCACCGACCACGGAUUCUGAGGGCUCGACGGACAGUAGUACGCCCCAAAAACUCGCUAAUGCUCUGACGACGUCAGAGCAUCUCUCUUCUUAG